GCCGUCCGAGCUUUUUAUCGGUCAAUUCGCCCGCAACCCAUUCUGGCGUCACUCGGAGCAUUACCCAGCGGAAUCGGAGGCGGGGGCCUGCAGGGAAAAAAUCUGGAGGCCAGUGCAGGGAAUAAUGCUUCUGCUGCCACCAGUCCCGUAAUGGGAGGUGUCAGCCAUACAUCUGUUUCGGCUACUGGCGGACCCGAUGGCAUGGGGCCAGCCAGGAAGCGCAACGUCGCCAUGGCGGGGUUAGAUAGCUCUCCUGGUAGCGUGGAUGACGUGGAGGAUGCAGAGCUUCGUGAGGAGAAGAAAAGGCAGCCGGUAAAGCGUGCGUGCAACGAAUGUCGCCAACAGAAGUUGCGAUGCGAUGUCGUUCAAGACCCAUGGACGGACUGCUCACGAUGUCGUCGCCUAAGACUCGACUGCAAAAUCGAGUCCAACUUCAAGAGAGUCGGAAAGCGCAGUCGCAAUGCGGAGAUGGAAAGAGAGAUCAUUGAGUUGAGGAAGCAGAUAGCCAGCGUCCAGGCGAGUCCUGCCACGUCCAUUUCCCAACAGCAUCAGCAACCGCCGCCACCGUUGCAAUCUGCCCAACAUACUCCAAAGCAAGAACCCUCGAGUCAUGUUAGCCCCGCUGGUGUUUACCAUACGCCCUCUGUCAUGUCUUCCGAUCAGUACAUGGGUUCCCAUGAAGCAGUCGCAUCGCUUCUGGACCUACGUUCGGGCUUCGAUGGUUCCAAUUACAUGAGGAAUGGGAACCAUCAUUUUAAGCGGAUCGAAGAUGUUGUGGUUGUGCCCGAGAGGGUGACCGAGUUAUUCGAUCUGUUCUUUACGUUUUAUCACCCUUUUCUUCCAUUCCUUGAACGAGGACAGCCGCCUGACGAGUACUACAAUGCCUCGCCGUUGCUAUUCUGGACAAUCAUUAGUGUUGGCGCUCGGCGUUAUCAGACCGAUACGCACCUUUUGAACUCUCUCGCCGGUCCCGUUUCGCGACUGGUAUGGAGUACACUGGCGGACAUCCCGCAGAGCUACCAUGUUGUAAAAGCUCUCUGCCUGCUUUGCACUUGGCCGUUCCCAACGAGCAGUACCUCCACCGAUCCUACCUUCAUGCUCUGCGGAAUGAUGAUGCAGGUAGCCAUGCAGCUCGGUCUGCAUCGUCCGUCCUAUGCGCAGGAUUUCAGUAAAUUUCGGGUGGAACUCAUCGAAGAAGAGCUGAAGGAUAAAGUGAGGACUUGGGCUAUCUGUAAUAUCGUUGCGCAACGGGUCGCAACCGGCUAUGGGCAACCGCCGUCCACAUUGUAUGAUUGGACGUUGUCGAGCGAAUCGUCGGACCCAAACUUCAAGUUGCCUGAAGGAAUCCGCGCGCGACUUCAGAUCGAGAAGUUCUGUGACAAGGUCACUAGAGCACUCUAUACCAACCAGCGGGAUCCUGUCGGGCUUUGCAAUGGCCAGGAACGGUCCACAUUGAUCUCGUUUCUUUCCCGAGAUUUUGAAGAACUUGAGUCUCAGUUAAAGCCACAGAACGACUGCAUUACGGAUCUUUAUCUCCGCGCAUCCAACCUGCACCUACACUUGUCCGUCUUCUUCGACGAUACUACCGGGAAGGAUUAUCGUGAUCGCCUUCUCUCGUUAUAUGUUGCAACUCGAACAUUCCUAGAGGCUGCUAUGAACCUGGAAACGGAAGUUGGGCCUGCGCUGUCCUACACGCCAUAUUACAUUUAUCAGAUGAUGGUUGCAGCAGGCUGCACACUGUUGAAGCUCGGCACCAGCUUUUUCGCUGCUCAUAUCAACAUGGAAUACACCAAGAAUCUUUUCAACCGGACCAUUUGGGCUAUCCGAGGGAAUUCCGUGUCUAGCAACGACCUUCCCGAGCGGCUGGCCGAAGUUUUAGCCCAGAUGUGGCGCCUGGGAAGUGCGCCAACCCCCAAGCCGUCCACCGAAAGCUCCGAGAUGGAUGAUUCGUUGAUGUUGAAAGUUCGGUGCCGGAUGAGUAUGUCACUUCUUUUCGACUCGGUGUGGCGAUGGCGAGAAGACGCACGCACGAAAGGCCGAAACUUAGAAGCCUAUCUCAAAAACCCGACCAACCCGGAUUCUAACGCAGAAUCAUCUGCGUCGUCCUCCGUUGGAGCCGCCCACACCAACUCGACCCCUGGUGUAGCUGGUGGAGAUCCUAGUCUGGCGCCGGCUCCUGCUCCUUUGCUUGGGCAAGCCACCAUGGGGGUUCAAUCUGGAAGCAGCGUUGGCGGACUGCCCAGCGGGUUUAUGGAGCCCAACUACGAGGUUUUUGACCCAUUGAAUUGGCUGUUGGAUGGGCUGGUUGAUUUGCCAUACUCAUACUCUACCAUGUCCGGGAUGGAGGCUCAAGGUAUCGCAUAAUUUUCGCCCCAUCAUGUCUUGUUCUUUUUCUCUGCCGUGUUAUGACUACUGGCGUUAUUACGACUGGUUGACUACAUAGUAUUUGUGUGUAUUUGUAUAUAUAUCCCAAUUGCGGGCCACUUUAAGUUGGACGGGGAGCGAGGAGUCUGGUCGGACUGUUUCCAUAAUGCAUUUCUGUCGGAGACCGCUCAAAUCGGGACGACCUUCAGACGAUUACUUUUAACGAAGAAACGAUGAUUUGAUUGAGAUUGAAUUUGGAGAAGCAGUCACUAAGGGAGGCUUAGCCUCGGCACUAAUACUAGUGCUUAUUUACA
This is a messenger RNA of Aspergillus alliaceus, 2678 nucleotides long. RefSeq names its product putative C6 transcription factor (Leu3). Lineage: Eukaryota; Fungi; Ascomycota; Eurotiomycetes; Eurotiales; Aspergillaceae. Gene Ontology annotation, cellular component: nucleus. Gene Ontology annotation, molecular function: DNA-binding transcription factor activity, RNA polymerase II-specific; zinc ion binding; transcription cis-regulatory region binding. The record is from RefSeq and is a predicted model, not a curated record. The transcript has 6 exons. Bases 151 to 2364 code for a protein of 737 amino acids. Gene Ontology annotation, biological process: DNA-templated transcription; regulation of DNA-templated transcription.